GGAGUGGCAUUUUGUUUUUCAUUAUGAACAUUUUUGGCCUGUGAUUACACCAUUUGUGUGAAAGACUUUUACUAAUUCGUACGUGAAGAUGGAGAACGAAGUUAUCAGCGACUAUCAGUCGUCCCUGGUGGAUUUGACGUGCAACAGCAAGCCGUUGAUCAACAUGCUGACCAUGCUGGCAGAAGAAAACGAGCAAUAUGCAUCGCAUAUUGUCGAAGUGAUCGAAUCGCAUAUAAAUCAGGCGGAUGAAAAGAAGAAACUGCCAUCGCUCUAUCUAAUAGACUCCAUUGUCAAGAAUUUGCCCAAGACCACAUAUCCAAGUCUUUUUUCUCACAACAUUGUCUCAGUGUUCUGUGGAAUGUUUGAAAAGGUGGAUGAGAAAACAAGACAAUGUAUGUUCAAAGUACGACAGACGUGGAACGAAAUAUUUCCAAAUAGGAAACUAUAUGCUGUAGAUGUACGAGUGAACCUUGUGGAUCCAGCUUGGCCGAUCACUGCCCAGCCACCUGUUGAGUCUAGUAUCCAUGUCAACCCAAAGUUCCUGGCUGCAAAGCAGAAAGAAGAAGAGAUUUUGGACGACGAAGAUCUCAUCAUCCACGACACUGUAACUGAGGAACAGGAGGCGUUGAUGCGCCAACAACUAAUUGCUAAACAACAGGAACUACUCAAAUUGCAGCAACAACGUCUCGAGCUUGAACUGAAGGAGACUAGAGCCAAACUAGAUCAGCAAAAACAGCUCAAUUCUGGUAAAUCCCAGCCUUCUGAGGAUUUGCCAAUAGAUCCAGUGGAGAUACCGAACCCACCCAUCCUUCCUACCUCAAAGUCCUUAACUGAGACCUCAGUACCUACUGUGACUAGUGCUCCUAGUCGACCCACCACCCGAGACCCCCGCCUAGCCUCCAGGGAUCCUCGUUCAGUCCGCAGAGACCCUCGUCUUAAAGGCAAAAGUGUUGCUGAUUCUACACCACCGCAGGUGUCAAAGUCAGAAAGUAGUCCUGCAGCUGUUGAGAAUUCUGAAUUGACCUCUGUACCUACUUCUAUGGUUGUACCUACUUCUCUGAUGGCAUACCCACCGCCUCCCUUGCCAAACAUGAUGCCACCUACUGUUGCUGGGAUGAUGCCACCUGGCAUGGUACCAGGAUACAUGCCACCUGUGAUGAAUAUACAGCCACAAACAAAUAUUCUUCCUCCUGCAGGUGGACCUGGACGAUCUAUUGUGCUACCAGGCAUGCUUCCCUUUCCCAUGCCAACAGCUCGAAUGGGUAUACCAGUGCCUCCACCUGUUGUCAAUAUCAACAACCAGGCCAUCCCUAGUAAAGAGGAAGAUCCAAAGACUGAUAAGCAUAGUCAUGAGAAAUCAAACAGUAAAUUGAGUAAAAGCUCUUCCUUGCAACAUUUGUCUCAGAAAUCCAGUACUGACCACAAGUCAAAGGAUGGGAAGGAAAGUUUUAGAUCAAGUCGUGAUAUGCGUGCUGAUCGUAAACACAGCGAUAAACGUGAUACCAACAGCACAAGUGCUAAAAAUAAUAGACAUUCCGAAUCAAAACGUUCAUCUGUGGAGAAAGAUCGUGAUCAAAAAGACAAUAAAGAUGGUAAGGAUCGUAAGUCAUCAUCAUCUUCAUCUUCAUCAUCAUCAAGUCGACGAGAAAGUCCAAGAACAAGCUACAGUAGCAGUGGUUCAAAAGAGGAAAAGCCUAAAACGAGAAAUGACUCUAAAAGUGAAUCAAAGUCAAAAAAAAGUGACAAGGAUGAUAUCCGUCAUAAAAGAAGCAGCAGAGAUUCUGAUGAAGAUAGCAGGAAGAGUAAUCGUAGUGAUGACUCGGAUGAUCGGCGACGAGAAAGUACGCGCUCAACACGUGGUUCAAAAACUAGAACAAGGUCACGGUCACCAGUGAAAUCCAAAUCUCCAGAGCCAAGAAAAUCUAAAAAUAAGGCAAAGGAGAAACUGGACAGAGGAGAGAAAAAUGAGAAAAAGCCUUCAAAGGAAGGAAGUAAAAAACUGUCUCCUUCGAAAAAAAGUAAAAAAGUAGAGAAGGGGGUCGUAGAAAAGACUACUGAAGAGAGUGAAAAAGUUGAAAGUGUGAAAGUAAAGGAAGAACCUGUUGACAUGGAUACUGACAACAGAGAAGUACCUAAGAUAGAGGAGCCUGAGAAAGUGGAGGAAAUAAAGAAAGAAAAGGUGGAGGAGACAGCUGUUGAACCCUUACAACAAGAUGUGCCAAAAGUAGCCUCCCAGUUAGAGGACAUGGAUGUCGAUGACCGACAGGUUCCCACUCAGACUCCGGAGAGUCUGAAGCGAGAUCUUGAAGAUAAAAAGGAGGAGAGUGAUGUUACAGAGGAUGGACCAAGUUCAAGUAAGAAAGCUCGACUGGAAGAGGAACCUGAACUUAGUACAGCCAAGGUUAUGGAUGAGGACCUCAGCUCCUUGUUUGGGUCUGAAGACCAAGACUACAGAAGCCAAAGGGAUGGCCCUGUUCCUCCAAUGAAAAGUCCCUACCAUGAUAAGUGGAUGAAGUUUAGAGAAAACCAUCCAGGUGACUUUAAAUAUGAGUUGGAUCUGCAAAAGGGUAGAGAACUGGCUGCCCAGGAUGUGGACCACCGAAGAGCAAGUUCUGAAUCUGACCCUCUGAAGGAUGUGGAUCAUAGACAUGAAGGAUUCCCUCAGGAUACAGAUCUACGGUCGUCCACAACUCGUAACACCCUAGACCACGAUGUACAAGACUACGACAACCGACCGCGUCCUAAACCCGUCCAUAUACCUGCAGCCCUACAGCUGGAUCAUAGGGAGGAGAUUCUUGAACAGAUUGAGCAGCGUCGGAGGUCUGGUGAUUUGAGUCAUGAUAUGCAUCAGGAAUUACUUCACCAACUUUCCAGAUUGGAUAAUGUACAACGCCAGCAAGACCGGCUUGGGUUCACUGAUAAUGCCCAGAGGCAUGGUAGUCCUAUUCGUGAUACAGACCGCCGCGGUAGAGAUAGCUGGCAGUACAGAUCACCACUCAAAGACCCACCCAACAGCAGAUCCUAUGAAGGGCGACCAGACUUUCAGAGACCUAGUAGAUACAGAGACGGACCUCUCAAGGACUUUGAUGACAGACAUGGAUCUGACCGACGACGGACACCUCCUUUAGAUCAUUCUGGUCCCCUGCGGGAUAGAAACAGAGACAUAGAUAUUCGACACGGUCCUGAAUUUGGUGACAGGCGUAGACCACCUAAUCACAUGGAUGGACCCAAUAGGGACUAUGACAGUAGACUUGGACCACCUAGGGACUUUGAUAGACGACGUGAACCUCUAAUGGAUGCCAACCGUCCUCCUAGAGACUGGCAGGGACCAGAUGGCCGUCAGAGGUCAGGACCCAACCGUGAUCAUAAUCGAGACUGGAAUUAUAAUGAAAACGGAGGCAGGGGCUGGCAGAAUCAGGGUCACUGGAAUGAUGAGCCUGGCUAUAGAAAGGAUGGUCCCCCAGGACGGUAUCAUGACCCGCGGUCAAGGUAUAGAGAUGAAAGAGGUCCACCAGAUGGCCCACAGGGUAGGAACGGACCAUACAAUGACAGAGGGCCACAUAUGGGUCCACCAGGACAUAGAGGUCCAACUCAUCAGCACCCAUUUAUCAAACGGCAACAAUCCACAGACCCAAGGUGGAGAAGGAUUGUUGGCUAUCGGGGACCUGACGAAAAUGAGGAGUUUGUUAUUGACGGACGACCCUUUGGUAUUGCUGUUGGACAACCAGCAAGGAAGAUUAGGGCAGCUGGACGGACUAUAGAAGUUUUUGCAGAUCCAAAUGAACGUGCAAUUCGUCUGGAUGGAGCUAUUGUAUACAGGUUUGGGGAUAUGGUUAGAGAUGUAAACAUUGGCCGUGUGAAUGUUAAGAUAUUCUAUCAUGGUUUGCCACGCUCUAUUUGGAUUGACGGCAUAAUGAGGGAACUACGUGUCGAUGCACCACCAAAAAUUAUAAACAUUAAGGACAAGGAGCAUACAAUGCGCAUUGAUGGGCGAGAUCUAAUGAUCCUGAUAGACAAUAAAGAAAUGGGUGUAGUGGGGGGACCACCUAGAUAUGCCUUUAUUGACAAUAGCCGUUGUGAGUUCAGGUUUGACCCUCCUCCUCGCAAGAUCUUAAUUGAUGGCAAUAUGUGUGAACUGAAGCUAGACAGAGCUAUCCCCUGUAUUGUAAUCAAUAACAAAAAAAGGGGAAUACGCUUUGAUGGUCCCCCGAGAGAGAUCAUUGUAGACAAUAUCAAUUACCUGGUUCCUGUCGACGAUUGUGUGAAAAUACGAAUCAACAACAGGCCUCAUUACUUGGCACUUGGAGGACCAGCUCACGAGGUGAUUCUGGAUGGCAAAUGGUUCGAAGUGAAAUUUGGUGGGCCAGCCAAGGAGAUCUCCUUAGGAAACCGUGUGAUAUAUGUAAGGCUAGAAGGACCUCCACCAGAAGUAAAGAUUUUGGAUGAAAUUAUUGAAGAACCUGAAUCUGUGCAAAUGCGGUAUGAGAGUGGCCCUCCAGCAAUGCAAGAUCCAAGACCCAAUGGUCCAGUGCAGCACAUGCAGCCCUCUGGGCCAGGACAACAAGGCCCUUCAGUAAUGGUAAUGGGCAGUUCCAUGGACUCUCAGCCACUGAUGCAGCAAGGAAUGAUGCAGCCACAGCCAGGACAGGUCAUGAUGAACCCCCUCCAACAACAACAAGUAGUGGCAUCCCAGGGACAGCCAGGGUUUGGUGGUGUGAUGCAGCAAAACCCAAUGCUUCCCACACAAAUCCAAGGUCUGAUGCCUGCUGUGUCUAGCACAAUGACCACUGGUUUCCCUAGUCAGGCACCAGUCCAACAGGCACCAACUAACCAGUUGAAUGUAGACUCACUACUUCAGCGUCUCAUGGCUACUGGUAUCAUCCCAGGCAAGGUCAGCAGCGACAAGGACACCACCGAAACAGCCGAAACGCCUAAACCACCGGAGAUAAGUGGCAAAAAUGUGAAUAAAAAGACGACUGCAAAGGAUAACUUCAUUAAGCCAGUGUUUAAACAAGUUAAGAUAAAAGAUGUACCAGAUCUGACCGAACUAAAGACAGAAAAACUGAAACAGUUUCAUGAGGGAGUUAUACAAAGUCUGUUCUCAGGGAUUCAGUGCUCAGCUUGUGGUCAGCGUUUCUCUGCUCAACAGACUGAGAGGUACAGGGAACAUUUAGACUGGCAUUUCCGACAGAACAGGCGAGACAAAGAUGAUGCUAAAGUCACUAAGUACAGACGGUGGUACUAUGAUGUUUCAGACUGGAUAACAUAUGAAGAAAUAGAUGAAUCUGAAGAUAAAGGUCGCAGUAAUGUGUUUGAGAAGAUGUUGGCUAUGGCUUCUACAGCCAAUGCCCCAAGUAUUACCCAGGAGACUGUAGUGAAUGCCCCUGAGGGUUCAGACAUCAUCCAUUGUCCCCCAGCUACUGGAGAGGAGAAGGGAGACAUGUGUGAGAUUUGCAGAGAUCCAUUUGAACAGUUCUGGGAUGAGGACCAAGAGGAGUGGCACUUGAGGGAUGCCAUUCGUGUGGAAAACAAGACAUACCAUCCUAUCUGUUACGAAGAUGAAAAAGAGGGCAGUAUAUUGGAGCCCACACCCACACCCAUCAAGGCUCCUUUGGAAAACCCCCUUGCAAAACAGAUUCAGGAAGAGGCCAAUCCCAUCAUCUUACAGAUUCGACAGGAGCUAGGUGAGCUUCCAGUCUCUGCCAUCGACAUGAGUAAGGUCAAGGUGAACAAGACCAAGUUAUUUGUUCCAGAAGAUGAUGAAGAGGAGCCAGCAGCAGCAACAGAGGUGAAGGAGGAGCCUGUUCAAGGAGAGAGUGAGGAAGAGGAGGAAUCAGAGAGAGACAGUGUUAUGGCAAUCAUUAAGUCAGUGGUGAAAACAGAGCCUUCCUCUACUUUGGUGAAAACAGAACCCGGGCUAUGACAUAUACUUGAGCAAUAAACUGGGCAUUUUCCAAGUGGAUCAGUCAGGACCAUCAUCAAUUAAGUCACCCAUCAACAUUUGCAGUGAGACAGAAGAAAAUUGUGAUUAAAGGCAUUGUCUGUCCUGCAUUACUAGUCAGAUUAUAGUCUCCAUUUCUAUUGCUGUACCAACUCUUCAGGGUCACAUCACGUGAAGUAUGAUAUGUGUGAAGGAUUUUGUCCAGAAUGUUUACAAAACCCCAUGCUGUUGGUACAGCUUUCAUCCACAGAUUCCAAAGCAUUAUGUGAUAAAAUGGCCUUUACUGUUGUACGGGUAAAAUAUUUGCAAGGUCAUUCAAAAUUGUAAGUACAGCAGUGUUUGUAUUUUUUUUUUAUAAUUGAUAAAUUCGUAAAUAUUUAUUUUGAUUACUAAGUGAUUACAGUAAUAUGUCAACUAGUCCAUACGCUGGAGUUCCUGAGGCAAAGUGUGAAUAUCACAAUAUUCUGUGUGAGGUCAUGAGGAAAUAGGAUUUCUUCCCACCCAAGGCAGCCUUCAUUACAAGUUUCUUAUGGUAAAACCUUAUAUGGAAAUCAGACUUUAGGAGUUAGGAACUCAGUGAUUUACUCUCAUUCUGUUUUGUGAAAUGUAUGUGUUUUUUUUAUGAAGUAAUUAUCCUGUAUUUAUGAGUUGUUUUGUAAAUAUGCUGUACAUUGUUAAAAAUUAAUUUUUUUUUCUUAAUUAUGGAAUUUAUUUUUCCAGUCGAAGUUCUAGAUUUUAAGUGCUUUUAAGUGUAAGUCCAACAUCCAUUGACAACAAGAAGAAACUGAUGAGCUCAGAGGUGGUAUGAUUCUGUUCCAAAACUGAAAUGGGACAGAUAAGAUGUACAGAUUUACAAAAGUGUUGAAAACUCUCAGCUGUCCUCCAUUAGAUUUCCUUAGUUAUUUGAUGUUACAGGGUAGUAUUGUUUUUGUUUGUGUUUUAUUUUGAUAUGUGAUUAUGAUAUUUAGAGGAUGUUAAGGGAGUUUUCAAUACUAAAGGGAGAAGAAAAUCUUUUGUUCGUUUUCUGUCUCCUGAUAUGUUCUGUCUUUUUGUAAAACAUACAAAGUUAUCUGCUCUAGUGAACAGGUAUCAGUUGUUUUCUUAUUUAUUAAUGAGAGAAUAGAAUUGUAAAUUUGCAAAAACGAAGUAAUUUUCUCCGGCAAACUAAUGACCUAACAAUCAAUACUUGCUUACAAGAGCAGAUAACUCUGUGUUUGGAAACAAUGGAAUUGAUAAUUGAAUUAAUCAAACCCUAAGGGGAUGUGCUAUAUUCAAAUGAAAAGUUUGAUGAUGGUGGACAAACUCCGUAGUUUUUUUGUAUGUUGACACUCGAGAUUUCUGAUUCUCAGGUCGCCUAGCUUGACCAGCACAUCAAAUGGUAGAAGUAAGGUAUCAGUAGUGAAGUCUUCAAAGUGAUAAGACAGCCUAAAAAGCAUGAUUGCUUUGUGCUUGUGUCAGUAACUAUCCAGUGAGACUGGAAUUAUAAUAGAAAAUUAUUGGAAAUUUGAAGCAGUGCUUAGUGUAGAUAUAUUGACGAGAGAGUUAUGUUACAUAUAAAAAGCAGAUAGCACUAUUUAUGAUGUCCAAGGAUUUAUGAAUUAGAAGCAAAGCAUUUAGAAUGUGGUUUAAAAGAAGUGCUGGUUGUUAGAAUGUGGUCCACGUGUGAUUAAUUUGUCUGAAUGUGUCUGAAGACAUAAAUGCUUGAAAUAAAUGAUUGUAUGGAGGGUAACUGCAUAGUUUUAUAUAUAUGAAUGGAAAAAAAUAAACAGGUAUACAAA
This is a messenger RNA of Ylistrum balloti, 7719 nucleotides long. Its product is annotated as pre-mRNA cleavage complex 2 protein Pcf11-like. Bases 89 to 5923 code for a protein of 1944 amino acids. Gene Ontology annotation, biological process: termination of RNA polymerase II transcription. Lineage: Eukaryota; Metazoa; Mollusca; Bivalvia; Pectinida; Pectinidae. The record is from RefSeq and is a predicted model, not a curated record. The transcript is spliced from 15 exons. Gene Ontology annotation, cellular component: mRNA cleavage factor complex; cytoplasm. Gene Ontology annotation, molecular function: mRNA binding; RNA polymerase II complex binding.